AUGUAAUAUAAACAGGAAUUUAGUAUCUCAUUAGGACAGCUUGAGGAAGAUUUGAAUGGUGAUGAAAUAUCACCCUCUCGAUAAUUUGAUUCAUUUAAACUAAUCAAUUAAUUAUCUAUAAAAACAAAGGAUUCUGUGGAACAGAAAUUUAAGUAAAUCAAAAGAAGAUAAAAUCAUCAUAAAUCUGAUAUUCAUAGACCAACUUAACUUCAAUCAAUUGAUUAGAAAAAUAAUUAAACUGAAAAAAGAGGUGCAACUUACGAAAGACUACCUAGUGAUUUACAAAUAGAUUCAUAAAUCAGAUAAGCUAAAAGAAAGAACAUUAAAGUUUCAGAGUAAUCUCUUAGUAGAAAUAAUUUAUUAGAAUCGAAUUCAUCAUCUUACAGUUCAAAAUUGGGUUCAAAAUAAAAUUGUGUAAAGGGAAUUUUGAAGAAGUAGACACUUGAUUCUUCCUUUUCUGAUAAUAACUCAAGGAGUAGUAGUAUAGGUAGUAAGAAAAGUGUUAAGUUUAAUUUAUCAAAGCCAGAUGUAAGAAUUGCAUUGAAUCAAUGGAAAUGA
Messenger RNA from Paramecium pentaurelia, 558 nucleotides. NCBI's taxonomy places the organism in Eukaryota, Ciliophora, Oligohymenophorea, Peniculida, Parameciidae. The record is from the annotation of a GenBank genome assembly.